AUGCGAAGAUGUCAACAAGUGCAGGGUCGGUCGCUCGAGAGCGAGCUGCUUAGCGCGCCAGCGCACUGGAUGCAACGUAGUAUUGGGCGAUCCCUACGUGCUUCUUCCCACGCUAGUGCAUCUCAGAGUAUGUUACUGCUACAAAAGCUGCCUCGACCGCUGCAGCGCCACCGAGAUGGAGCUUUUAGAGAGGACCUUUACGCUGGUGCACGCUACAAGCUGUCGCUACAGGAGCAACAUCAACAGGAACAGAGACGACAACAGGCCCAGAGACGACAGAAACUGCAGCCAGCAUCGAAGAUGCAGGACAGCUUCAUGGCUGCUGAGAGGUACUUCGAGGCUCAUGUGGGUCACGCCAGUCACGAGGAGAACCCAGAUAUGGAGGACAGUAUGGUGGCCGUACCGACCUACGCGGAUGUAAGUCACCAUGUCAAACUGCUUACGACGCAGCAGGCUCACUGUAAGAGACCAUGA
Messenger RNA from Phytophthora nicotianae INRA-310, 474 nucleotides. RefSeq lists its product as hypothetical. NCBI's taxonomy places the organism in Eukaryota, Oomycota, Peronosporomycetes, Peronosporales, Peronosporaceae. The record is from RefSeq and is a predicted model, not a curated record. The transcript has 2 exons. The coding region runs from base 1 to 474 and encodes 157 amino acids.